This is a messenger RNA of Fusarium redolens, 414 nucleotides long. RefSeq lists its product as uncharacterized. The transcript is spliced from 2 exons. Lineage: Eukaryota; Fungi; Ascomycota; Sordariomycetes; Hypocreales; Nectriaceae. The record is from RefSeq and is a predicted model, not a curated record. The coding region runs from base 1 to 414 and encodes 137 amino acids.
AUGCAGAAUGCUGAUGCAGAGGCGCCAAAGACCGUUCCAAAGACCGAAUUGAAGCUUGAUUACGCUAGGAGUGAUGCGCUGCCCGAAUUACCCGGAUUAGCUAGCACUGCAGCUACGGGCUGUGUGUUCUGCGAAGUUCUUCGGCAUGAUUUGAUGGCUCCUUGGGAGUCGAUUGAAGCGAAGGGGGAGGAGAAUGAAGGUGACGAAGUCGGAAAUGAGAGUAGCAAUAGCGAUGGAGAAGAAAAGGAAUCUGGGGGUGACGUCGAUGAAGAGGAGGAGGACAAUGAAGAUACCAACAAAGCUAGAUAUGAGUACAUCGACACUGACAGUGAUGCGGAAAGCGAACCAGAUACAGAGGCUGAUGAAGAGCCUGACGAUAAAAAAUGUCAUGGAGGUGGAGAAGGGCAAAAAUGA